AUGCAGGACAACUUCUUCGUUGCAGAGUGCGGGCACUUUCUUCUUUGCUGUGUUGCCGACGGACAUGGCAUUGGCGGUCAUUGGGCAUCCCACUGGACCUGCAAGUUCGUCCUCAGGAUGCUUUUGCAGCACAUGGCGACGACAAAGGCGUUGCCAGCAGAGGCAGUGAUGAACAGGAUUUUCGACACUGUGCAUCAGGAGCUUGUGUGUACAGCCACAUCGAAAGAGUUCGAACUGUCGCUUAGUGGGACCACACUUUCUGUGGCUGUGGUUGACCGCCAAAAACAACAGCUCUUGUUGGCUUGGGCUGGCGACUCAAGAUGUGUGCUUGGCCGGCCUGGCUCUGACGCCAAGGCAAAGCCUUCCUGUGUGGGAGCUUCAGAGGAUCACAAGCCGAACGACCCAAAGGAGAAAGCCCGUGUCUCUGCCAGCGGUGGUGAAGUGUUGCUGCUUCCUGGUGAUGUGCCCUACCGAAUCUUUGCCAAGAACAAGGAGGUUCCAGGUUUGGCAAUGUCGCGGUCCAUCGGAGACCUGUCUGGACAUUCCGUGGGAGUGAUCCACCAGCCAAGCUUAAAGCUGCUCAGCUUUCAGAAGGACGACUUGCUGCUUUGCUGUUCUGACGGCGUUUGGGAGUUCGUGAACGACGUCGACGCCGUGAACACGGUGCUGCAGGCAAGAGGCAGCACUGGUAGCAGGGCAGGCGUACUAAUGCGUACGAGGCGAAGAUCGCAGGCCUAG
Messenger RNA from Symbiodinium natans, 738 nucleotides. The record is from the annotation of a GenBank genome assembly. NCBI's taxonomy places the organism in Eukaryota, Dinophyceae, Suessiales, Symbiodiniaceae.